AUGGAUUCCAGCACGGAGAGCUCCCGGCUUGAGCCCACACCGGCUGCAGCCGUUGACGUGAAUGAAAAGUCGACCAAUCUUGCCACUGUCAGACCAAACAACACUGGACAAGACAGCCGUGCGCCCUCUCCAUCCCCAACGGAGCAAGAUCCGAUCAACUGGUCCCAGUAUACGCUCAGAAGGAGACCGUGGCGACGAAGGGUGACAGACUUUGCAAAAAUCAUGGAGGCCAGGUAUCGAGGCAGUGGACGCCCCGACGACCCUUACAUUGUCCAAUGGUUGGACAACGACCCUGAAAACCCAAUGAACUAUAACAUCUGGUUCAAGUGGUCGAUGACCUUUCUUCUUGCCUUUAUGACUCUGUGUGUGUCCUUGGCCUCAUCAGCAUACACCGGUGCUGCAGAGCUCAUCAUACCAGACUUUGAUUGCAGCGGGGAGGUCUUCCUUCUAGGCUUGAGUUUGAUGGUUAUGGGUUUCGCGAUAGGUCCUCUGGUAUGGGCACCGCUUUCAGAAGCCGUCGCCAGGCGAGAUAUCCUGCUGGUCGCGCUGGCUUUCUAUAUCAUAUGGACCGCGGUAUGUGCCACUGCACAGGACAUCACGACGCUGAUUGUUCUUCGCUUCCUCUGUGGCACAUUUGGCUCCGCCGCCUUUGUCAUCCCUUCAGGCCAGCUCUCCGACAUGUUCGAAGCUAGGCAGCGCGGCAUGGCACAGGCUGUGUUUUCGGCGGCGCCCUUCCUGGGCCCAACCAUAGGCCCUACUGUUGGAGGCUUCUUGAGCCCGGCUGCGGGAUGGCGAUGGCUCUUUGGCUUUCUGGCGCUGUACGCGGGAGUCCUGACCUUCUUGGGCCUGGCGUUUGUGCCCGAGACGUAUGCUCCGGUCUUACUGCGAAGAAGAGCACAGCUCCUGUCGAAAGUAACGGGCAAGACGUACAUGACCAGGAUCGACAUCGAGCAACCGCUGGUUUUCAAAGACGUGGUGAAGAGGUCGUUAAGUCGUCCUUGGGCACUCCUAUUCCGCGAGCCCAUCGUGCUGCUCCUCUCGAUCUAUAUGUCGGUGAUCUAUGGGACGCUUUAUCUCUGCUUCGCGGCAUUCCCUAUCGUCUUCCAACAAGGCUAUGGCUGGAACGCAGGGGAAGAAGGGCUCGCUUUUCUUGGAAUCAUGAUGGGCAAUCUCAUCGGGGUCGGCCUCAUCGUCAUCGAUAACAGGCGUUAUUCUCGCAUCCACGCAGCACACGGUGGCUUUGCGCCUGCAGAAGCUCGUCUUCCUCCCGUCAUCAUCGGCGGCGUUAUUGCCAUUGUCGGUCUCGCCUGGUUCGCUGCCACCGCCGACCCGAGCGUACAUUUCAUCGUGCCCAUUCUCGCGGGCGUUCCUUUCGGCACAGGCUUUAUCCUCAUCUUCAUGUGCUGUUCGAAUUAUCUCGUCGACACCUACGUGAUCUACUCGGCCUCAGUCCUCGCCGGAAACUCCAUCCUUCGCUCCACGUUCGGUGCCGUCUUCCCGCUCUUCACGACAUACAUGUACAACAAUCUCGGCGUGCAUUGGGCCUCGGCGGUGCCCGGAUUCAUCGCCCUCGCGUGUUUCCCGUUCCCCAUCUUCUUCUACAAGUACGGCGCCAGGAUCAGGAGGAGGUGCAAGUAUUCGGCCGAGGCGGCGAGGUUCUUGGACAGUUUGAAGAGCGACCUCGAGAGGCAGAGGAGUAGGGCUUCCAAGGCAGAGGAGGCCGGGGUGGCAGAGGCCGGGAGAGCCGCCGGAGAGGAACAGGUAAGGGAGGGCAGUAUUGCUGUCACUGCUGCUUGA
Molecule: messenger RNA, 1797 nt
Organism: Cladophialophora psammophila CBS 110553
Lineage: Eukaryota; Fungi; Ascomycota; Eurotiomycetes; Chaetothyriales; Herpotrichiellaceae
Exons: 3
Coding region: 1-1797 (598 amino acids)
Biological process (GO): transmembrane transport
Molecular function (GO): transmembrane transporter activity
Source: RefSeq, a predicted model, not a curated record